GGUCAAGUUCUGGGGAUUUGUGGAAACGUCGGAAGUGGGAAGAGCUCGCUCAUAUCAGCCAUACUAGGACAGAUGCACCUGCACCGAGGGACAGUUGCCGUGGACGGGACUUUGGCUUACGUGUCUCAGCAGGCGUGGAUAUUUCAUGGGAGUGUCAGAGAAAACAUCCUGUUUGGAGAACCCUUUGAGGAGCAAAGGUACAGAUAUGCUGUCAGCGUUUGCAGCCUGAAAUCAGAUCUGGCCAUCCUUCCAUACGGAGACCUGACUGAAAUCGGCGAAAGGGGGCUUAACCUUUCCGGAGGUCAGAAGCAGCGCAUCAGCUUAGCUCGCGCCGUGUACGCCAACAGAGAUAUCUACCUGCUGGAUGACCCUUUGUCCGCCGUGGACGCACACGUCGGGAAAAACAUUUUUGAAAAAUGCAUCAAAGAAGCCCUGCAAGGGAGAACAGUGCUGUUGGUGACUCAUCAGCUGCAGUAUCUAGAGUUUUGUGAUGAAAUCAUAUUGCUGGAGGAUGGAGAAAUACAUGAGAGCGGCACCCACACGGAGCUGAUGGAAGCCAAAGGGCGCUACGCUCAUCUCAUCCAGAAUCUGCACAUGGAGGAGACAACACCUCCGAACGACGAUUUCAAAUUUAUUUCAAAUCCCAUGACCGGAACGCCAGAGGAAGUCCAGGCGAACGCCACAGAAGCAAACGGCAAAGGAAUCGACAGUCCUGUCUUUGAUAUGUCUGAUGAGAGAAUGCAGGAAGCCAAGAAGGACCCCGAAGAAGCGAAAGACCCAGCCCCUGCCAACCAGCUCGUUCAGAAGGAGCAGAAGCAAGAAGGCUCCGUGUCGUGGAAAACCUAUCACACUUACAUUAAGGCAUCCGGAGGUUUCAUUUUGUCGUUCUUCAUGGUGCUGCUCUUCGCUCUGAUGAUUGGCUGUUCGGCGUUCAGCAGCUGGUGGCUGAGUUUCUGGCUGGAACAGGGCUCAGGGGCCAACUGCAGCUCGGCCGGGAACGCCACCUGUAACGCAGGGAGCAUAACCGAAAACCCCAACCUGCACUUCUAUCAGCUGGUCUAUGGGAUGAGCAUGGUGUCCAUGAUUGUCCUGAGCAUCAUCAAAGGCUUCGUUUUCACAAAGACAACACUGAAGGCUUCGUCGACGCUACACAAUACCAUGUUUCGCAAGAUCUUACAGAGUCCCAUGAGCUUCUUUGAUACGACGCCUACUGGCAGACUAAUGAACCGGUUUUCGAAGGAUAUGGACGAAUUGGACGUGAGGCUCCCGUUUCACGCGGAGAAUUUUCUGCAGCAGUUUUGCAUGGUGCUCUCGAUCCUCGUCAUCAUCGCUGUCGUGUUUCCUAUCCUCCUUAUUGUUGUGGCCGUCCUAAUGAUUGUUUUCGUUCUCCUCUUCCAGAUUUUUCAGAAGGCCAUCCGGGAACUGAAACGUGUGGAAAACAUGAGCAGGUCUCCGUGGUUCUCUCUGAUAACUUCUUCGGUCCAAGGCCUUAGUACGAUUCAUGCCUACAACAAGAAGGAUGAUUAUAUCACUCGAUUUAAAGAGCUGAAUGACGAGAACUCAGGCCACUUCAUGCUGUUUAACUGUGCGCUGCGGUGGUUUGCAGUGAGGACCGAUAUCCUCAUGAACAUUGUGACUCUGAUCGUGGCUCUCUUCGUCGUCCUCUCGCCAUCUUCCAUCAGCGCCGCAGCAAAAGGCUUGGCUCUAUCUUACAUUAUUCAGUUAAGUGGGCUCCUUCAAGUGUGUGUAAGAACGGGAACUGAGACCGAAGCUAAAUUUACAUCCGUCGAGCAGAUCAUGGAAUAUAUCACGGACUGCGUUCCCGAGGAGCCGGAGGGUGCCAAGCUUGUCAGCCCUCCCCCAAGCUGGCCAGACCAGGGAGAAAUCACGUUUCAAGGAUAUCACAUGAAAUACAGAGAAAACAGCCCCUUGGUUCUCACUGACAUAAACCUGAGCAUUCGGGGCCGAGAAAAAAUCGGGAUCGUCGGCCGGACGGGCUCCGGUAAAUCAUCCUUAGGAGUGGCCCUGUUUCGACUCGUAGAACCCGCUGCCGGCACCAUCCUGAUCGAUGGGGUUGACAUCUGCACCAUAAGUUUGGAAUCUCUCCGGACAAAGCUUUCAAUCAUUCCUCAAGAUCCCGUUCUGUUUGUAGGUACAGUAAGGUACAACUUAGAUCCUUUUAACAAUUACACAGAUGAUCAAAUCUGGCAAGCUCUGGACCGAACGUUUAUGCAAAACACAGUUUCCAAACUGCCAGGAAAGCUUCAGGCAGAAGUUGUUGAGAACGGAGAAAAUUUCUCCGUGGGGGAACGGCAGCUACUCUGCAUGGCGAGAGCGCUCCUUCGGAAUUCCAGAAUCAUACUUCUGGAUGAGGCCACAGCUUCCAUCGAUUCUGAGACUGACACGCAGAUUCAGCAGACCAUCCAAGAAGCUUUCAAGGACUGCACGGUCCUGACCAUCGCUCACCGAAUAAACACCGUCCUCGAAAGCGACCGCAUUUUGGUUAUGGACAACGGAAAGGUCUGCGAGUUCGGGAAGCCGGAGGAGCUCACGCAGAAUCCCGACUCUGCGUUUGCAUCGCUCCUGUCUGCCAUGAACAAAGUCGCAUCGUAA
Molecule: messenger RNA, 2613 nt
Organism: Gekko japonicus
Lineage: Eukaryota; Metazoa; Chordata; Lepidosauria; Squamata; Gekkonidae
Product: multidrug resistance-associated protein 9-like
Exons: 20
Biological process (GO): transmembrane transport
Cellular component (GO): membrane
Molecular function (GO): ABC-type transporter activity; ATP hydrolysis activity; ATP binding
Source: RefSeq, a predicted model, not a curated record